This is a messenger RNA of Phlebotomus argentipes, 2954 nucleotides long. Its product is annotated as spermatogenesis-associated protein 20. The transcript is spliced from 3 exons. The record is from RefSeq and is a predicted model, not a curated record. Gene Ontology annotation, biological process: carbohydrate metabolic process. Bases 292 to 2505 code for a protein of 737 amino acids. Lineage: Eukaryota; Metazoa; Arthropoda; Insecta; Diptera; Psychodidae.
AAGGAGUCGCUUCGCUGAGUGAAGAGGUGAAGUUGCAUCAGCUGCGAAGCUGAGCGUCCGGUUGUGUUUUUUGGCAUGGAAAUAUUCGGCUAAAUAGCAACACGAGCGGUGAGAUUGUGGAUAUUUUUGCGAGUUGAGACAUCAAGGAGAGAAAAGAAGUUGAAUGACUGGCAAUUUGCCGUGUUAUGGCAAGACUUCUCAGCACUGGUAGACUAGCGGCAAAGAUCACGCAACGACUGAGUGACUUCACAAGGCAGAGGAAGUGUGGGGAAUUGCUGGCAAGGAAUCAGGAUGGCCACGAGUGGAGAGCACACAAAUCGGCUGAUUAAUGAGAAGUCGCCGUAUUUGCUGCAGCACGCGCACAAUCCCGUGGAUUGGUAUCCGUUUGGCCAGGAGGCCAUCGAGAGGGCCAAGCGGGAGAACAAGCUCAUCUUCCUGUCCGUGGGCUACUCCACGUGCCACUGGUGUCACGUGAUGGAGAAGGAGUCCUUCGAGGAUGAGACAAUCGCGAAGGUGAUGAAUGACAACUUCGUGAACGUGAAGGUUGAUCGGGAAGAGCGUCCGGACGUGGACAGAAUCUACAUGAGCUUCAUCCAGAUGACCAGCGGAGGCGGAGGCUGGCCAAUGUCCGUGUGGAUCACGCCUGAGUUGCGUCCCAUCAUGGCCGGAACGUACUUUCCGCCCGUCGAUCGCUGGGGUCAGCCGGGCUUCCGGACGAUUCUGCAGCGGAUGGCGGACAAGUGGCGCCGAGACUCGGGCGAGCUGGAGGGAUUCAGUUCGUCCGUUGUCGCGGCAAUGCAGGAGAGCCUGAAGAUGGCUGAGAACACGUCGGAUGACUUGGCGAUUGAGGAGAAAUUCAAGGAGUGCACGAAAAUCUACAAAGGUCGCUUUGACGGCGUCUGGGGAGGAUUUGGCCAUUCGCCAAAGUUUCCCGAAGUCUCUCGUCUCAAUUUCCUCCUCCACGCUUUUCUGCACGCGAAGAUCUUCCUCGGCAAGACGGACGAGGACAUCUUCCAUUCCGUCUCGUACACGCUGGAGAAAAUCUGCCACGGAGGCAUUCACGAUCACGUCUUUGGCGGCUUCUCGCGCUACUCCGUGGAUCAGAAGUGGCACGUGCCGCACUUCGAGAAGAUGCUCUACGAUCAGGCGCAACUCAUGACGAUUCUCUGCAAUAGUUAUCGCAUGAGGCCGCGGAAGCUCUUCCUGGACGUCGUGGACAGAGUGUUUGAGUACAUGUGCAGUGAUUUGAGGGAGUCUCGAGGGGCAUUCUUCAGUGGUGAGGAUGCUGACUCCUUUCCCACUCAUGCGUCGCCGGAGAAGAUCGAGGGCGCUUUCUAUGCGUGGUUGCAGAGUGAAAUUGAGGAGGCUUUCGAGGAGAAUGCAGGGAAACUUGCUGAAUUCUCCUUCAACGCCCUGGAAGUCUUCUUGCAUCACUACUCGGCGAAGGAAGAGGGCAAUGUGGAUCACAGGAGUGAUCCUCAUGGACAUCUUCAGUCGAAAAACAUCCUCAUGAUCACAGGAUCUGUGCAGAAGACGGCGGAACACUUCAAAAUAUCCGUUGAGGAGCUCCAGAAGAUGCUCAGCAUCGCCAAUGAGUUUCUCCACGGGAUUCGCAACAAGCGUCCGCGGCCACAUCUGGACGUGAAGAUGGUGUGUUCAUGGAAUGGGCUGGUUUUGACGGGAUUGUCGAAGCUGGCGUCGCUCAAGGAGUCUUCAGUGCAGGAAGAUUGUGGCAAAGUGGCCGGAGAACUGUUCAAAUUCAUCCAGGAGAACUUCUUUGACCACGAAGCGGGGAAGCUGAAGAGAGUUUGUUACUCACCAAGUGAGCAGAGCACCUCUAAUGCUCCCAUUUAUGGCUUCUUGGAUGAUUAUGCCUUUAUGAUCAGAGGUCUUCUGGACUACUAUGAAUUCUCCCUGAGAGAAGAUGUUCUGCUCUUCGCCAAAGACUUGCAGGACAUCCAGGAUAAAUUGUUCUGGGACGCCGAGAAGGGCGGAUAUUUCUACACGGAGGCCAAUUCGGACAAUUUGAUUGUGCGGAUGAAGGAAGACUACGAUGGCGCUGAACCCUCGGGCAAUAGCAUGAGCGUGAAGAAUCUCCUCCUGCUUGGCGGGUAUUUUGAUAGCAGUGAUUAUCGCGAUAAGGCCAAGAACACUCUCAAGCACUUCAGUGCAAUGAGUCACUUUGGAUACGCGCUGCCGGAAAUGAUGUCUUCGGCUCUGAUUCACGACACUGGCGUGAAUGAGAUCGUCAUUGUGGGUCCUGACAAUGAGGCCAGCAUGGAAUUUGUCAAGGUGAUCAGAGAAUUCUAUAUUCCCGGACUGACGAUCUUCCGUGUGAACACGGACAGUGCGAAGGAGUUUGCGAAGAUCAAGAAGGACACACACAAGAUGCUCAAUAAUUUGCCCACAGUGCACAUUUGCUUCAAUCAGACUUGUUUGCCGCCUGAGACGAGUGUUGACAAUGUCAGGCGAAUCUUGGCGGAAAAGUACACAAGUCGCAAUUGAGGCAAUUUCGCCGAAAUCCCCUUUCUUUUCCACCCUUCGAAAGGUUAGAGUUGAGAGAGAGUAAAUUGUUUUAUGUUUUCGCAUGUGCGAUUUUGCAAAAAGGGAUUUUUUCUCAAAAAUAUUUAUGUGUAAAUAAUGCAUUUUCCCAACUAUAUUGCGCCCUCAUAAAUAAAUGAAUCCCUCAAAAUAUGUGUCCUUUUUCCUCUGCCUCAGAGACCUCAAUAAAAGGAAUAAUUACGAAACGACCAUGACCAUUGCGGAAAGAUGGGUGAAAGAGAAGAAGAGUGAAACGGCAGCGAAACGACUCAAUAAGGCGUCGAAAGUGUUGAGCUUUGCAAAGGUCCAACUAUAUGCAAUGGACGGGAAGGAUUUCAGGAAAACACAUGUAUUUGUUUAACAGAUAAAUAUGGAAAUACAAAAGGAAGAUAAAUAAAUGGCAUUUGAUAUGA